This is a messenger RNA of Salvelinus namaycush (lake trout), 876 nucleotides long. It is a transcript of the gene cxxc4, whose product is annotated as CXXC finger 4. NCBI's taxonomy places the organism in Eukaryota, Metazoa, Chordata, Actinopteri, Salmoniformes, Salmonidae. Gene Ontology annotation, cellular component: nucleus. The coding region runs from base 1 to 876 and encodes 291 amino acids. The transcript has a single exon. Gene Ontology annotation, molecular function: methyl-CpG binding; zinc ion binding. The record is from RefSeq and is a predicted model, not a curated record.
AUGGCUAAUAUAAACAAUGCUCUCUGCAUUGAGAACGGACAGAACGCAGACCUUUCUCUCUUACAAAAGGAUAACCUUCAGAACCUGCAGAACCUGCAGAACUUGCAGAACCUCCAGGAUGGUGGAUUAAGCCAGCUUUUGGAUUAUAACGCCGAGAUGGAACGGUACCGCUCUUUCGCAAACUUUUACAAAACCAACGGCGCGUUCGGCCAGACGGCCAAGAUCGCCCGCAUCACGACACCCAUUUUCCCCAGUGCCCGGAUAGGCAUGUCCCCGUGGAACUGCGAUAACGCCAUGCUCUGGGGGAGGAAAUCGGCGACAAUAAACCCUAAUAGGACCAGCAUGCACAGGAAUGACUCCCAGAGGCCGGGGAAGCAUGGCGUGCCGCCAGAAACGCUACAGCAAAUGGCAAAUAAUAAUUUCCUCUCUACCUUAUCCCCCGAACACUGCAGACCUUUAGCGGGAGAAUGCAUGAACAAGCUGAAAUGCGGCGCCAGCGAAGCAGAGAUAAUGAAUCUCCAGGAACGUGUCGGAACUUUUUCCGCCAUUCCGGCUUUAGGGGGCAUCUCAUUACCUCCCGGGGUCAUCGUCAUGACAGCCCUUCACUCCCCCGCAGCCUCGGCAGCCGUUACAGACAGUGCGUUUCAAAUUGCCAAUCUGGCAGACUGCCCACAGAAUAAUUCCUCGGCGUCCGGCGGGAACCCGGCGAAGAAGAAAAGGAAGCGGUGCGGGGUGUGUGCGCCCUGCCGGCGGCUAAUCAACUGCGGCGUGUGCAGCAGUUGUCGGAACCGUAAGACGGGCCACCAGAUCUGCAAGUUCAGGAAAUGUGAGGAGCUGAAAAAGAAACCCGGCUCGUCGCUGGAGGUGAGAAAAUAG